This is a messenger RNA of Varroa destructor (honeybee mite), 1737 nucleotides long. Its product is annotated as heat shock 70 kDa protein 14-like. Gene Ontology annotation, biological process: endoplasmic reticulum unfolded protein response. Gene Ontology annotation, molecular function: ATP-dependent protein folding chaperone; ATP binding. Gene Ontology annotation, cellular component: endoplasmic reticulum chaperone complex. The record is from RefSeq and is a predicted model, not a curated record. NCBI's taxonomy places the organism in Eukaryota, Metazoa, Arthropoda, Arachnida, Mesostigmata, Varroidae.
AGCCGCGUUCGAAUUCGCGCACUGGCUCAUGUAGAAAAUGGCGGCUAAGAGCAAAACGUGUUUUGGCAUUUCUUUCGGCAAUACAAACCUCUGUAUUGCUGUACACAAGGAUGGGAAAGCUGACGUUGUGGCAAACGACUCCGGAGAGCGUACAACACCGGCAGCUGUGAAUUUUUCCCAGCAUGAGAUCUGUGUUGGCUUACAUGCAAAAAAUCGUCUUUUGAGUCUGCCUAAUGCUACCGUACCAAGCGUGAAGCGUCUGCUGGGUAGCGAUGAUGCUUCGAAAUGGACGAAUUCGGUAAUCAGUUGCGAUUCUGUCGAGGGUCAGGGCACACUUUCAUUCACCGUUAGCUAUGAGAACAAUAAUGGACAGACCUGCGAAAAGAAGGUUACCACCGAACAACUGUUAACCCAUCAAUUGAACAAGUUACACGAAACUGCCCUCAACCAACGACAGGAUGAAAUCUAUCCAUGUGUCAUUACUGUACCAUUCUACUUUACCGUAAAGCAAAGAGAGUUAGUUUUAGGGUGCGCAAAGGAAGCAGGCUUUCAUGUUCUAAGGGUGAUUAACGAGCCGACCGCCGCUGCACUGGCUUAUGUUCAUAAGGCCGAAGCAUCGACCACGUCAAAGACAAUUCUCGUCUAUCGGCUUGGUGGCGAAUCUAGCGAUGUCACUGUGCUUCAACUGCUUCGUGGUCAGAUGUCCGUUAUAGCUUCAGAUCACAAUUCUUCCUUGGGCGGAAAUCUCUGGACGACUGGUUGUGCAAAAUAUGCUGCCCAAGAAUUUAAACGGAAGACACGGAUCUCGUGGGAUGAUCUAUCGAAACGCUCAAGGGGAAAAGUGUUGGCGGCAGCCGAGAGGGCCAAGCACGUACUUAGCACAAUGGAGAGUUGCAACUGCAGUGUCGAAUCAGUGCACGAAGGCCUUGACCUUAAUGUAGCGUUGACUCGAGCACGAUUUGAGAUGGCUACUCAGGGCCAUCUUUUACGUGUCAAAGAGGACAUCUUCGACCUGCUCGAGAAGGUCGGAGUUCACAAAGAUCAAAUACACAUGAUCGUCUUGAGUGGUGGUGGAUGCAGGAUGGUCUCUAUUCAGAAGAUGAUCUCCGCCGAAUUUUCGAAAGCCGAGCUCUGCAACGGGAUUCCGCCAGACGAGGUUAUUGCCGUUGGAGCAGCCUGGCAAGCUGAGGUUUUGCUGUCUAGAGGCGCGGCAGGUGCCGAGGAAGACUCUAAACAUCUCCAACCUACUGUCGAAUUACCUGCGCUUUCGAAAGAGAUCGCUCUCAAGCUAAAAGACGGCUCCACAGAAGCUAUUCUACCGAAAGGCAGCGCUGUUCCAUGUCGCUUCGAGGCUCCAAUAACGCUUGCGGAAGACAAAUCUUCGGUACAGGUGCUCCUUUUACAGGGCGGUGAACCCUUGGCGAAACUCGUGAUGAAAGAUCUCGAUGAAAAUAGUAAUCUGACACUCACCGUUGAGGUGUCAGAAGAACGGACUCUGCAUUGCCAAUGUUUGGACAAGACGAGCAACCGCGUAGAGAGCGUCGUGGUUACCUAAGUUCCAGUAUUCAUUACGUGAUAAGAAAAAUCGAUCUGAAACCGGCAGUUUAUAGAUCACCUAUACGCUACGGAAAGUAAUGGUCUAUUAACAGUAUACGCGUCUGAAAGGCCGCAGAAAGGAUAACCAUUUUAACGGCGCCGAGGACUCAAAUUUCUCAUGAGAGCUAUAAAGCAAUGAAU